AUGACCGCGAAGAUAUUCUCCGUAUUGGUUCUGCUGGCGACAGCGUUCUUGGGCUCUACGCUCGGAGCGGUGACUUGGACGGCUACACCGUUUAACCCGGCUUCGGUUCCGCUGGCUGUUCGCUCUCCGUAUCUGUCAGCGUGGCUCGCGCAAGGUUCAGGAACUGCUCUGAACGGUGCUUGGCCGACAUUUUGGACUGGAUCUAUCCUCGGAUGGGCUGGAUUCAUCAAGGUCGAUGGCGUGUCGUUUAGCUUCCUUGGAGUUCCGUCGGUUCCUGGAACAACAUUCAACAAAGCCACGCAGAAGAGCGCGUCGUUUACUUCGACCCAGAGCAAAUUCGUAUUGUCCGCCGGAGCCAUCGAUCUAACUGUCACCUUCCUCAGCCCGGUCGAGCCUCAUGACCUUUCCAAGCAAUCCAUGCCGUUCUCGUAUAUGUCAUUGUCAGCUGUAUCAACUGACGGAAGAACACAUACCGUGCAGCUGUAUAGUGACAUCAGCGCUGAAUGGGUUUCGGGCGACAAUUCACUUGGUGCAACUUGGUCCACUGCGACGGGCAACACUUUCGUGCAUCAAGUGCAGUUGGCAAAUCAGGUUGUAUAUUCUGAACGAAACGACCAUAUCCAACAGGGCUCCGCGUACUACGCAACCUCCAAUGUUGCUGGCACCACGUUUCAAACCGGCGCCGACGUCACCGUCCGCGCCCAAUUCCUCAACAACGGACGCCUGCCAAACACUCAAGACACGAACUUCCGCGCCAUCCAAGAUAACUGGCCUGUAUUUGCAUUCGCCCAUGAUCUCGGGUCAGUUGGCUCCACCGCCCAGUCCCGUGUAAUCGCGCUCGGCCAUGCUCGGGACCCUGCUGUUCAAUAUAUCAUCGCCAACAACGGUCGUCAGGAUCGCAGUCUCUUUUUCUUCAGCCAGUUUGCAACUGCUAGAGAUGCUCUCUUGUCGUUCCUCGGCGAUUUCAACGAUGCACUGACUAGGGCGAACGCAUUUGAUGCACAAUUCAACAGCGACGCAAGCAAGAUAUCCUCUGAUUAUGCUUCAAUAGUGGCAUUAUCUAUCCGACAGGCCUUCGGUGCCACUGAGAUCACCAUUUCCAAACGGGCCGACGGCUCCUUCAAUACCGAUGAUGCCUUAGUAUUUAUGAAGGAAAUAUCUAGUGAUGGGAACACAAAUACUGUUGAUGUUAUAUUCCCAGCGUGGCCCAUCCUCCUCUAUACCAACCCGGUGCUAGGGAAAUUCUUGCUCGCUGGGCUAUUUGAAUAUCAAGCUAGCGGUCAAUAUCCCAACAGAUGGAGUGUGCAUGAUCUUGGUGCGCACUAUCCUAUGGCGAUUGGACACAAUGACGGCCGCGAUGAAGCCAUGCCGGUUGAAGAAAGCGGAAACAUGUUGAUCAUGACAUUGAGCUACACACAGAAGACUGGCGACACGUCGCUUAUCUCCACAUAUACUUCGCUCCUUGACCAAUGGACCCAGUUCCUCAUCUCGGACUCGUUGAUUCCAGCAAAUCAAAUUAGCACAGACGAUUUCGCUGGUCCCUUGGCUAACCAAACGAACCUUGCCAUCAAAGGUAUCGUGGGUAUUGGGGCGAUGGCCGAGAUUUCGAGGCUCCUGGGUGAUACUACCAAAGCUUCAAACUACAGCUUCAAGGAGCCGAAUCGACUAAAGUUUGGUCUCAAGGCGAUUGCGACCUCAUUCGUACAGCAAUGGCAGAAUCUUGCAAUCUCUUCCGAUAGGAGGCACUUGACACUUGCAUAUGGUGAUUCGGCGAGUUGGGGAUUGUCGUACAACCUAUUCGCAGACAAGCUACUAAAAUUGAACCUCUUCCCGACUUCAAUAUUUCAAAUGCAGACCGCAUGGUACAAGACCGUGGCUCAACCCUUUGGUGUUCCUCUAGACACUCGUCAUACCUACACUAAAUCAGAUUGGGAGAUUUGGACGGCCGGUAUCAUGACGGACCAAGCUGCCCGCGAUCUCUUCAUUAGCUCUGUUCGCAAGUGGGCGUCGGAUGGGUUGAGCAGCGCGAUUGGCGAUUGGUAUGAAACUACUAACGGGAACCCCGAAGGCUUCCGCGCUAGACCCGUCGUUGGGGGACAUUUGGCUUUAUUGGUGUUAUGA
Pleurotus ostreatus (oyster mushroom) is the source of this 2121-nucleotide messenger RNA. RefSeq lists its product as uncharacterized. The transcript is spliced from 20 exons. Lineage: Eukaryota; Fungi; Basidiomycota; Agaricomycetes; Agaricales; Pleurotaceae. The record is from RefSeq and is a predicted model, not a curated record. The coding region runs from base 1 to 2121 and encodes 706 amino acids.